UCAGUAAUCCAGGUAAAUUAAUGAUCGCCGAGCUAGACAAGAAGAUCUUUCAGGCAGAAGGCCAUGACUGCUCUCUUUCGUAUAUUCAAGAUGUGGCCAGAGAUAGUAAAAGUGGAAAAUAUUUAAUCAAGAAAUAAGUAUAAAGCCAGAAGGAAAACUAGCAAAGUCCUGUUUUCCCUGAAAGGAUUAGCCAGAAAGAAACGUCAUCUUGCCAAUAGCGUUGAACAUAAGAGUCCAAGUGGGUUCAGCAAUAGCAAGAAUUCAUCCUUUAAUACCUAUUUGCACUAAGCCAAGCUGAAACAGCCAGAAUUAGAACUAAACGUAUCGAAGAAAGAUUUAAAAUUAAGAAAAAGAUGGAGAGGCAGAGAAACAGAAAACUCUCAAACGAAUCCAGAGAGAAAAAUAUGUUUAAAAAAUAUCUUAACCUCACUCCUGAAAUGAGGUGUGUCUCUAAAAUAUAAAAGCAGAUUCAGGGAAUAGAUCUCGCCAACUAAGGAAGAAAAUGAUGACUUACUUUCAAAACAAUCCUUUGAGAACUUCAAUGAUGAACAGAAAAACUGAAAGAAAAGUUAACAGCAAAUUGAGAAACUUGAAAUCCAAGUUAGGCUUAAAGCAUUCUGCACUGAGCGAGAUGUAUCAAACAGUCAGCAAUUUAAGUAAACCAAAUCAGAGAAGGUAUACACAGGCUCUAAGUAGAAAUCUGGCUUCGCAAAAUACUUCACGUUUAAAAACCCAAGGAUUCAGGAAUAGUCAAGACAUACGAAUAGAGAAUUCAUCUCAAAUAGGCCCUAAAAAUCUUAUAAAAAUUGAUGAUUUCCCUACAAUUCCUAUAUCUACUGACUACGAGUCAUUCCAAAACACCCCACUGAACAUGAAUGUUACCUUCCAGAAUAUCCCUGAGAGACCUGUAUUAAAAUCUAGAAAUUAUCACACAACAUACAGAAAUACUCUAGACCCAGUUAUAAAGCCUUCUCAUAUCUUUAAACCAGAUAAGUAAGCUCUCCUUACCUCCCCAAAGACACUUUGAUCAAAAUUCCUAACAAAACCAAUAUUUCA
Messenger RNA from Moneuplotes crassus, 1056 nucleotides. The record is from the annotation of a GenBank genome assembly. NCBI's taxonomy places the organism in Eukaryota, Ciliophora, Spirotrichea, Euplotida, Euplotidae.